This is a messenger RNA of Trematomus bernacchii (emerald rockcod), 1697 nucleotides long. RefSeq names its product general transcription factor IIE, polypeptide 2, beta (gene gtf2e2). Lineage: Eukaryota; Metazoa; Chordata; Actinopteri; Perciformes; Nototheniidae. Gene Ontology annotation, biological process: transcription initiation at RNA polymerase II promoter. The record is from RefSeq and is a predicted model, not a curated record. Gene Ontology annotation, cellular component: transcription factor TFIIE complex. The transcript is spliced from 8 exons. The coding region runs from base 227 to 1087 and encodes 286 amino acids.
CUGUCGAUGUCCGACAAAUCGAACAACAAACGGAAGUGAAGCAUGAGGAAAAAAAGAGAUGUUUCGUGUAUGAAGUUAGUUAGCUAACCUUAAGUUGUGUUGUCAUUUAAAAAGAAGUCAAGCAUUGCAUUGUGGAAGGGAGCAUUUUCUUCUGUUUGAUAUCCUCCGAAAUUAGAUAGUCCUCCUGGUCUCUUUCUCUGAGAGCAGGAACGAAGAGUCAGCCAGGAUGGAUCCAGCUCUACUGAGGGAGAGGGAGCUGUUCAAGAAAAGAGCUCUGUCCACCCCAGCUGUAGAGAAGAGACAUGCUGCCUCUGACUCGGGGUCCCAUAAAAGGAAGAAGCCCAAAGUUGAGAAAGAGGGCUCCUCUGGAUCCAAACACGGCUCUGAGUCUAGUAAUGGCAAAUUUAACAUCAAGACGAGCUCUGGGUACAAGUUUGGCUGCCUGGCCAAGAUAGUCAAUUAUAUGAAGACAAGACAUCAGAAUGGUGAUACACACCACCUGAACCUAGAAGAGAUUCUGGAUGAGACCAAACUUCUAGACAUCAGCAUGAAACAGAAGCAGUGGCUUAUGACUGAGGCUCUGGCCAACAACCCAAAAAUUGACGUCCGGGAUGGGUCGUACGGCUUCAAGCCCAAGUACAACCUGAAGGACAAGAAAGCGUUACUGAGGCUGCUGGACAAACACGACCAGCUAGGCCUGGGAGGCGUGCUGCUGGACGACGUCGAGGAGGGGUUGCCCAACUCCGCCAAGGCCAUCAAGGCUUUGGGGGAUCAGAUCAUCUUUGUGACGCGACCGGAUAAAAAGAAGAUCCUAUUCUACAAUGACAAGCACUGCCAGUUUACAGUCGACGAAGAAUUCCAGAAAUUGUGGAGGAGCGUUCCCGUGGAUUCCAUAGAUGACGAAAAGAUUGACGAAUACCUGAAAAAGCAAGGCAUCUCCUCCAUGCAAGAAACAGGACCAAAGAAAGUGUUACCAAUUCAUAAGAGGAAGAAAGGUGGGCAGAAGAAGAGAAACUUCAAGACACACAACAACCAUUUGGCCGGCGUGUUGGAGGACUACACAGACGGUGUUCCCUCUAAGAAGUGAGAUCCGUUCCCUCGCUGCCUCAAGAGGAGUGACGGGUGUAGAAUCUGUAAAUCCAAAAUGGCUGGAGAUGGAGACCCCGGCCACACAACAAUACAAAGACUUUUUACCUGUUUGUUGUAUCAAAACUGGGUUAUUUUGAUAAGUGGUACUGUAUAACAGGGAGUGAAUAGAAACUGUGUAGUGGAAUCAUUUGAGUUUAUUGAUCAGUGAUAACUGGAGGAAAAGAGUACCAAGACCCUUUAAGGACGCUGAAGGCCCGUACCGAAACCAUCAUCCUUGAAGGGGUGCUGCAACCUCACUGUUCAAAUGUAAAUGAGGUUGAAGUGUGUUAAUACUUUGUUCUUCAUUUGAUUUUGUAGUAUCAAAUUACUUAUUAGUAUUAUUUCAAAGGGCAGCAGUCCUCCCCUUAUUGCAGCCUUCCAUCUUUUUAAUAGGAAUAGCAGAAGACAGGCGUGUGUUGUGCAGUGCAUCACAUUGAGGUCUCUCAUCCAGCUUGGACAUUACUUCUCCUUUCAUUUCAAAGUAUUUACAUUCUUUGCAGCAUGGCAUAGUGGUUUAAAAUACUUAAACUUUUUGAACUUAUUUGAAUAAAUUACACUGUUACAGUAAA